Molecule: messenger RNA, 736 nt
Organism: Mugil cephalus (flathead mullet)
Lineage: Eukaryota; Metazoa; Chordata; Actinopteri; Mugiliformes; Mugilidae
Product: protein lyl-1-like
Exons: 3
Coding region: 95-421 (108 amino acids)
Biological process (GO): regulation of transcription by RNA polymerase II
Molecular function (GO): RNA polymerase II cis-regulatory region sequence-specific DNA binding; protein dimerization activity; DNA-binding transcription factor activity, RNA polymerase II-specific
Source: RefSeq, a predicted model, not a curated record
UCCGCAGACCGGACCUCAGACUGACCGCAGACCCGGAACCGGUGCUCCGAACCCGCAUCAUCCUCCAGAGAACUCCGCCCAUUCCACAGGAUCCAUGAUGAAGCCCAGAGAGACUCAGUGUCAGAGGAACCUCGGUGACGGUUCUCGGUUCUUCACCAACAGUCGUGAGCGUUGGAGGCAGCUGAACGUGAACGGUGCGUUCGCUGACCUGAGGCGCCUCCUCCCCACACACCCCCCCGACAGGAGGCUCAGCAAGAACCAGAUCCUGCGCCUGGCGCUCAGGUACAUCUCCUUCCUGGACCGGCUGGUGGAGGAGCAGCAGGAGCAGGAGGAGGAGCAGGAGGUCAGGGCGGCGCCCAGGGGCCGGUCAGGGAGCCUGGAGGAGGAGGAGGAGGAGGAGGAGGAGGAGGAAGAAGAGUAGAGGAGGCACCUCCACCUGGACAUGAGGAGGAGCCAGGAACUCCUGUCACCGUGGCAACGGGAGCAUCAGCUGAUUCCAGCUCAGAGACUCAAUAGUGACGAAAUGUUUUGUCAUAAAAAAAUGUAAAUAUUAGUUAGUGUGAAGAUGAUGAAGAUGAUGAAGAUGAUGUUGACGUGAUAUUCACGUCUGAUGAAGAACCAGCAGACGUUCUGCCUCCAGCAGAAGAACCCGUGACCAGGUCCGGUUCCUUCAUGUUAAAGGAACCUCUGGUGUUUAAAUGUAAACGGAUCAAAUGUGAUUCAAUAAAAGUUCAAC